Molecule: messenger RNA, 2641 nt
Organism: Anneissia japonica
Lineage: Eukaryota; Metazoa; Echinodermata; Crinoidea; Comatulida; Comatulidae
Product: chitobiosyldiphosphodolichol beta-mannosyltransferase-like
Exons: 10
Coding region: 132-1580 (482 amino acids)
Cellular component (GO): endoplasmic reticulum
Molecular function (GO): mannosyltransferase activity
Source: RefSeq, a predicted model, not a curated record
UCAGUCUCUGUACGUACGUACGUCAGAACAUUCGUCCUUUGGUCCUCCUACUACUAGCCUAGCCUAGGCUACUUUUCUUAUGCUGAUCUGAUUUUAGGCCUAGCAGAUCUGAAGUACUCUAAAAUAUCAAGAUGGGUAAACUUAAACAUGUUGAUCUUAUACUACAAGUAUCCCUAAUUAUUUUCAUGGAGAUUUAUCUCUAUUUUAACGGAUUGUACAGUCUAAUGUUUGUAACGAUUUUAUUCUUGUACAUGGCAUCGGGGUUCAGGGUGGCUCGGUCUGGGUCCCAGGUCUGCAUUAUUGUACUGGGGGACAUAGGAAGGAGUCCACGUAUGCAAUACCAUGCAAUUUCGUUUGCAAAGCUCAAGUUCGAUGUAGAUAUCAUUGGAUAUGGAGGCUCUGUACCACAUCCAGAUCUGGUACAAAAUGCAAGCAUUAAACAGCAUAUACUACGGGAACCACCUAGCCUGCCACAGUUUUUACCAAAGAUUUUCCAGUAUGUAGUAAAGGUGCUUUUUCAAGUGUGUCAGUUGUUUUUCGUCCUAUUCUUUAGUAUUCGAUGGCCAUCACACAUCAUGGUCCAGAAUCCUCCAUCAAUACCCACGUUAUUUGUUGCUUGGUGUGCUCGUAUUAUCUACGGCAGUAAGUACAUUAUUGAUUGGCACAACUACGGUUACACAAUCUUGGGCAUGAGUGUUGGCAGUCAACACCUCCUCGUUAGAUUUGCUACAUGGUUUGAGAAUUUUUUUGGCAAGAAAGCAGAUGGACACUUCUGUGUGACAAAUGCAAUGAAAGAAGAUUUGAAGAAGAAUUGGUCGAUCAAGGCGAACACACUCUAUGACCGACCACCAGAGAUAUUUCAAGAAACUGCACUCAAACAAAAACAUGAGCUUUUUCUUAAGCUUUCUGAAGAGUAUUCUAGCUUCGGUGAUGGCAGUACCCGAGGAAUCAAGACAGCAUUCACUGAAGACACAAGAUCAUCUGGUGUAGUGGAGAAAUCUCAAAGACCGGCUCUACUGAUCAGCAGUACCAGUUGGACUGAGGAUGAGGACUUCUCAAUACUGCUUGGUGCACUUGAAAAAUAUGAGAAAGCUAAAGAGUUAGGUGACAAAUUAAGCCAUUUACCACCUCUUGUGUGUGCUAUCACCGGAAAAGGACCUCAGAAGAAAUACUAUCAAGAUAUAAUUGCUAAGAAAAGUUUCAAGCAUGUAAAAAUAUGUACACCUUGGCUGACUGCAGAGGACUACCCACUUUUACUAGGUGCUGCUGACUUGGGCGUGUGUUUGCAUACCUCUUCCAGUGGUCUGGAUUUACCAAUGAAAGUUGUUGAUAUGUUUGGUUGUGGCCUUCCUGUCUGUGCCAUCAAUUUCAAUUGUUUGAAUGAGUUGGUUAAACAUGAAGAAAAUGGAUUGAUCUUCCAAAAUGAAAGUGAACUUGCUGAACAACUACAGGUGCUUCUUUGUGGCUUCCCAGAAAAAAAGACCAAAUUGCAAACGUUCCGCGAGAACCUAAAAUCCUUCCAGGAAUACCGUUGGGAGGAAAGCUGGACCAAUACAGUGAAGCCUACUCUUUAUGUAUAACAUCAGAACCUUUCUGCCAGUAUAUUUAUUGAUUGAUGAUGAGAGUUGAUAGUAGAAACUUAUUACAUGCAAGCCUCAGUGAGUACUCGGUUGGAGUGUUUCACUACACAUGCUCAGUGUACACGCUCAUCACUCACUGCAUAUGCUCACUGCACAUAAAUGUGAAUACACAGUGCACAUGCCCAGAACAUGUGCUCAGUGGGGUUGCCUCAUGUGCUCAUUGCAAGCUCUCAGUGCACAUGCCUUACAUACCCAGAGCACAUGAUUGCUAAGAGCACAUGCUAAGAGCACAUGCUCAGUGCAAGCUCUCAGUGCUCAUGCUUAGUGCAUACAGUAUACUCAGUGCAUACAGUAUACUCAGUGCACAUGAUUGCUCAGAGCAUAUGCUCAGUGCAUGUUUUCAGUGCUCAUGCUUAGUGUGCACAUGCCCAGUGUAUACAGUAUACUCAGUGCACAUGAUUGCUCAGAGCAUAUGCUCAGUGCAAGUUCUCAGUGCUCAUGCUUUGUGCACUUAUCCAGUACACAUACUCAGUGCGUAUGAUUACACAGAGCACAUGCUCAGUGCAAGCUCUCAGUGCUCAUGCUUAGUACACAUACCCAGUGCACUUACUCAGUGCACAUGAUUGCUCAGAGCAUGUGCUCAGUGCCAGUUUUCAGUAUUCGUGUUUAGUGCACAUACUCAGUGCACAUGAUUGCUCAGAGCAUGUGCUCAGUUCAAGAUCUUGGUGCUCAUGCUUAGUGCACAUACCCAGUGCACGUACUAUGGGCACAUGAUUGUUCAGAGCACUUGCUCAGUGCAUAUACUUCAUGCACUUACUCAGUGCACUGUGCACAUGAUUGCUCAGAGCACAUGCUCAGUGCUAAGAAAUGAAGGUGUGGUCUUUCAUGGUGAUGUUGAACAAGAAACAGUUUAUGUUGAUUAAGCCUGACUGCGGGUCUAGCUAAAACUAAAAUGAAAAAUUAACAAGGAUUGAGUGAUUGACUAUGUGUGUUCACAGCCCAAUGGUAGAACAGCCUUUUGGUUGUGUAGGUUUGCCAUGUUGAAAAAUAGUAGAUUAUUA